Messenger RNA from Nicotiana tabacum (common tobacco), 3315 nucleotides. RefSeq names its product protein CHROMATIN REMODELING 25. The record is from RefSeq and is a predicted model, not a curated record. Lineage: Eukaryota; Viridiplantae; Streptophyta; Magnoliopsida; Solanales; Solanaceae. Gene Ontology annotation, biological process: double-strand break repair via synthesis-dependent strand annealing; reciprocal meiotic recombination. Gene Ontology annotation, cellular component: nucleus. Gene Ontology annotation, molecular function: ATP binding; DNA translocase activity.
UAAAUUUUGUCUAUUUAUGUUUUUUGCCCUAUUUUAAUGCCCCAAAUUCGGAUUCAAGUUUGCAAUUACUGGAAACUUCUUAGGUACGUUUCUCUCCCAAUCUCUUCGACCUACCGCCAAAAUCGAAAGAUUCAAAUGCCUUAAGCAGAGAUCAGCUUCUGAAAGAGUAAAGACGAGUAAUGGAGGCCGAGGAGGAGGAGGAGGUUCUUUCGUCGUCAGAACGUGAUGAUUCGAGCGACGAAUUCCUUUGCGAGCCCGAUGAUGACAUCGAUUUCGAAUCUAAUAGCGGCGAUGAUGACCAGAAUGUAGAAUCUCACGCGGGUACCAGUUCGCCUGAUGAAGAUCGAAAAUCGCAAAAUGUUGAUGCUCUUGUGAGGGGUAAUCUUAUUGUGAAAAGACAAUCCCUACUUCCACGAGUCUAUUCAGUGACAGAUGCAGCAGCCAAUCUCCGAAAGCCAUUCAAACCUCCAAGCUCCAAUGGUUACAGUAGUACCAAUGAGCAUCUAGCCCGUCGUCUUUGUGCUCGUAAAAGGUUUGUGCCAUGGGGGUCAACAAGGCCAGUGUUGCUUGCAAUUACAAACAGGCUGCACGCUCCAGAAGCUGCUGAGAUAGAUGCGGUGGAAGAAAAUGUAGAACUGCCACCUGGUGUUGAAGCUUUGGUGUUGUGGCAGCCUGAAGAAAUUGUGGAGGAAGGCUGUAAUUUAGUACCUAUAAUUGUGGAUCCAUUGCUUGUUAAGUUCCUUCGUCCUCAUCAAAGGGAAGGGGUCCAGUUCAUGUUUGAUUGUGUCUCGGGUGCACUUAGUACCUUCAACAUUAAUGGGUGCAUUUUAGCUGAUGAUAUGGGUUUAGGGAAGACUCUGCAAUCAAUCACUCUACUUUACACUCUUCUUCGCCAGGGAUUUGAUGGAAAACCAAUGGUCAGGAAGGCAAUAGUUGUGACCCCUACCAGUCUCGUUAGUAAUUGGGAGGCCGAAAUCAAUAAGUGGGUUGGAGAAAGAGUUAAGCUUGUUGCUUUAUGUGAAAGCACCAGAGAUGAUGUUGUGUCUGGCAUAGAAAGUUUUAUUAAUUCACUUAGUAAUUUACAGGUCUUAAUUGUUUCCUACGAGACAUUUCGAAUGCAUUCUUCAAAAUUUAGUAAUUCUGGAUCAUGUGACCUUCUCAUAUGUGAUGAGGCUCACAGACUGAAAAAUGAUCAAACGCUGACUAAUCGAGCGUUGGCUGCUUUAGCUUGCAAGCGCCGGGUUCUGCUAUCAGGGACACCAAUGCAAAAUGAUCUAGAAGAGUUUUAUGCUAUGGUUAAUUUCACCAAUCCUGGUAUCUUGGGCGAUGCUGCACACUUUCGGCGUUAUUACGAGGCACCAAUAAUUUGUGGUAGGGAACCCACUGCUGUCGAGGAAGAGAAGAAAUUAGGAUCUGACCGCUCUGCUGAACUGAGUUCCAAAGUUAAUCAGUUUAUUUUGAGGAGGACAAAUGCGUUAUUGUCAAACCACCUACCACCAAAGAUAAUCGAAGUUGUUUGUUGCAAGUUGACACCUCUCCAAUCAGAUCUAUACAAUCAUUUUAUACAUUCGAAAAAUGUGAAACGAGCUAUCACUGAAGAAGCAAAGCAAUCAAAAAUCUUAGCUUAUAUAACAGCUCUGAAGAAGCUUUGCAAUCAUCCGAAGCUGAUAUACGACACAAUACGAAGUGGAAGUCCAGGGACAUCAGGAUUUGAGGACUGCAUCCGCUUUUUCCCUCCAGAAAUGUUUUCUGGAAGGUGUGGCUCAUGGACUGGCGGAUCUGGGUUGUGGGUUGAACUGUCAGGGAAAAUGCAUGUCGUAGCCCGGCUACUGGCUCAACUUCGUCAGAAAACUGAUGAUAGGAUUGUUUUGGUUUCCAACUACACACAGACGCUGGACCUUUUCUCUCAAUUAUGCCGUGAAAGGAGAUAUCCCUUCUUAAGACUUGAUGGAACUACAUCAAUUAGUAAAAGACAGAAGCUAGUUAAUCGUUUCAAUGAUCCAACAAAGGAUGAGUUUGCAUUUCUGUUGAGCAGCAAGGCUGGAGGUUGUGGUCUUAAUUUGAUCGGUGGGAACCGUCUGGUUUUGUUUGAUCCUGACUGGAAUCCAGCCAAUGACAAACAGGCUGCUGCAAGAAUCUGGAGAGAUGGACAAAAGAAGAGGGUCUACAUCUAUAGGUUUUUGAGUACUGGAACUAUUGAAGAAAAGGUCUACCAACGUCAGAUGUCAAAGGAGGGUCUUCAGAAAGUUAUUCAGCAGGAACAAAUAGAUUCUGAUAUCCAGGGAAACUUUCUCUCGGCAGAAGACCUGCGGGACCUGUUCACAUUUCAUGAUAGUGUGAGGUCUGAGAUUCAUGAAAAAAUGAGCUGCAACCGCUGCCAACCAGAUGCAGUGAUGCCAGAUGACAACCCAAUAGCUGAUUUCAACACUCAGGGUCUUCAGCCCGACCAAGAGGAUAUUGGGGGAUUUGCAGGUGUAGCUGGUUGUCUUCAUGCAUUACGAAGCUCGGAGAAACAGAUUGGAGCUCCAAAGGAAGAGGACUUAGCCAGUUGGGGUCAUCAUUUUUCCCCAAAAUCCGUGCCAGAUGUAAUUUUCCAGUCUGCAGCAGGAGACGAGGUUUCUUUUGUUUUCUCUUGCCAAGUGGAUGGGAAGCUUGUGCCUGUUGAAUCAACACUAAAACCAAAACAGGAGGUGGAAAAUAGAGAGUUGUCUCAUUUCAAAGAAAAGCUUUUGAAAAAGUCCAAUUUUUCAUCUCCACGACGAGCACCAUCAUUACCAACAUUGUCAUCAAGCAAGCAAUCCAGCGAGAAGGAAAAUUCAAUUCAGAAACUGAAUUUGAUAUCGCAAGCUCAAGCGCUGUCAACAUCAACAUCAACUCCUAAUGAAAUUUCUCUGAGUACAUUACCUGCAUUUUUCAAACCUUUGCAAAAGCCAAGAAGCAAGCUAUAUAGACCUUUAGAGGAUACUAAAAUAAACUUGAAGAACAAACUCUUUUCCGAGAAUCAUUUGCCCAGAAAGAGAUUAUCUCCUGAUUACAUAAAUGAUGAUGAUUUUGCCUAGAUUUUUGUUCCUUUGCAUUGUUUCCUUCAAAUGUUUCACGUUACCUGGCUACAAUUUAACAAUUUCCGGAGCUAUCAAACCAGUCCUAUGUUUCAAUUAUACCGGGUUCUCAGUAAUGAACCCAAGUAGCUUCUUGUGGAGGCAUUUGAUUGGUGAAAUAUUUACACUGAAGGCAUGGCAAAACAUUUGAUGGUAUGUACCAUUCUUCUGGCUUCAAUUAGGGAACAAUCACAUUAGUUGAUUCUUAUGUUUUGCA